AUGGACUUGCUGGUUGUCGGCUCUGUGGCAGCCAAUGACUCUUACAUGAUCGCGCGCGGCUGGGGAGAUGGAGGGCAACAGUUGGCAGACUGUUUGCCUCGUUGGGAGGAAGCGCUGAACUACACAAACUUUCCUCAGCUUCUCCGGAUGUUGCACGACGUGUUUCCUGGCCUCAUCAUUUGGCAAUCGUAUCCUUUUGUGCGCAGAGAAAGAGACCGUCACGGAAGACUGCUACCGGAGCAUGUUGAGGCAAUCCACCGAAUGAACGCACAGACGGAAAAGGCCAUCAAAUCUUUCCAAGAAGGUUUUGCGACUGCCUGUGAUGCACGCAUACUUUUCGAUGAUUUCUGGCCGUUGCAGGUGAAGCGUGCAGACAUUACCGAGAUAUGA
This is a messenger RNA of Symbiodinium necroappetens, 390 nucleotides long. The record is from the annotation of a GenBank genome assembly. Lineage: Eukaryota; Dinophyceae; Suessiales; Symbiodiniaceae.